Monosiga brevicollis MX1 is the source of this 1285-nucleotide messenger RNA. RefSeq lists its product as uncharacterized. NCBI's taxonomy places the organism in Eukaryota, Choanoflagellata, Craspedida, Salpingoecidae. The transcript is spliced from 4 exons. Gene Ontology annotation, cellular component: cytoplasm. The record is from RefSeq and is a predicted model, not a curated record. Gene Ontology annotation, molecular function: ATP hydrolysis activity; ATP binding; GTP binding. Bases 16 to 1200 code for a protein of 394 amino acids.
GAACGAACUGGUGGCAUGCUGUUUGGUGCGACAUGGGGGCGCCAGUUCGUGCCAUCUCUGCGAGCAGCGUGGGCCGGCACGGCGCGGCUGUCAACGUCCCGACGAGUGGGGGCACUCAAGACGGGCUUGGUGGGAUUGCCCAAUGUGGGCAAGUCUUCGCUCUUUAACGCGCUGCUCGGCACAACGCAGGCAGAGGCCGCCAACUAUCCAUUUUGCACCAUCGAGCCCAACGUGGGCACGGUGCUGCUGCCCGACGAACGGCUUGAUCGCCUGGCUCACCAACAGCAGGCCCAGCGCACCGUCUACACCACCCUGCAAUACGUAGAUAUUGCUGGUUUGGUGCGCGAUGCCAGUCAAGGGGCGGGUUUGGGCAAUCAAUUUCUGGCCAACAUUCGAGAGUGCGACUUGGUUGUUCAUGUGGUGCGCGUCUUCCCUGACGAGAAUGUGACCCAUGUUGAAGAGCGCAUCGAUCCGCUGGCGGAUAUUGACAUUAUCGAGCUUGAGCUGCAGUUGGCGGAUCUAGGGCAGAUUGAGCGCUUGCGUGCCAAACACAAAAAUCUGCGCCUUAAGGAGCCGGUGAUGCACGCCGCAGCCGAGAAACUGCAUCAUGGGCUGAACAGCGGGCUGCCAGCCAGUGCUUGUGAGCUGACGGAGGAAGAGGUGGCAGCUGUGCGCAGCCUGGGUCUUAUUACCCUCAAGCCGAUGAUUUAUGCCAUCAACACAGAGGAGGACCAGCUCGCAGAGCCUACGGGUGCCACGGCGGAGCUGGUGUCUGCAUUGGCCGAGCGCGGGCAGCAUGGCGUUUUGGUCUCAGCCAAGUUUGAGUCCGAGUUGGCAAUUUUGCCUCCCGAGGAUCGCCUGCUCUUUCUCGAGGACUUGGGCUUGACACCUUCGCAGACGGGGUUGGGCAAGCUUGUCCGAGCCAGCUAUCAGCGACUCGACUUGCUUUCUUUUUUCACCGCCGGCGUCACUGAGGCACGGGCCUGGAGCUUGCAGCGAGGCGCCAUGGCGCCACAGGCUGCUGGCGUGAUUCACUCUGAUUUUGAAAAGCACUUUAUCAAAGCAGAGGUCAUUGCCUGGGAUCAACUCUUGGAGGCGGGUGGCUUUUCGCAGGCACGGGAACGCGGCUGGAUCCGUCUCGAGGGGCGGGAGUAUGCUGUUCAAGAUGGUGAUGUUAUUGUUUUCAAGACGGCGGCAUGAGCUUGCGAAAAGCAUGUUCUGCAAUGUUAGACGAGGUAUUGCUGGGCAGGAAAGUUUUAUAGGGGAUUAAUUCAAGAAUGAGUCG